UUAAAGCUGAGGUCGAUGCCCGGUGGAUUCAUGUGGCAGAUGCGCUGCUAUGGAUACGAUCGAUUUAAAAGAAUUGCUCAACUGGAAUGUGGAAGAAAUCGAGCGUAAAGUAAACAUUGAAGUGAAGAAAACAAUCGACAAUCUAGUAUGGACCAAAGUUGUUGCGAUUGGAGACUCGGGCACAGGAAAAACUUGCUUAAUAAAGAAUUUUUGUGAGAGCCGUUUCUCACCGACGUACCAUGCAACUGUUGGCGUGGACUACGGAUUUAAAGUGCAAGAAGUUAAAGGCGUGCCGCUCAGGGUUCAUAUGUGGGAUCUUUCGGGCGACGAUCAUUACUUCGAAGUGAGAAAAGAAUUGCUCGAUGAUAUAGACGCUUGCUUUUUGGUUUAUGACGUCACCUCUCGACAAUCGUUUUUAAAUCUUGAGAAAUGGAUCCACGAAUUAGGCAAACGUCGACCAAAUGCAGCGAUCGUGUUAGCUGGGAACAAGUCAGACAUUCGAACGAAUUUCAAAUCUCCAUAUCCUAGAAAAACUGUGUCCCGUUAUACGAAGCUAAGAAAUGGGCCAACGAACGUAAAAUGAAGCAUUUUGAUACUUCAGCAAAGACCGGGGAAGGAGUACAGGCCAUGUUUGCAACCAUCCUAGGAGCAGUUGUUGAACGAAACCAGUCACAGGAUCGGCCGGAGUGAUGGGUUUACAGACUCGCUGGCAAAACAAAGCGUACCAUCACUGAGCAGUAUCAAACUGUUCGGCCUUCGGUGGUCCAAUGUAACUACCGAACUGCAUUCUGGUUAACUACUUCAACAAAAAGAACUAAAAAUUAACAGAACGGCUACAACUAAAAAUUACUUUUAUAUUGGUCUAACUAACUACUUUAACAAAUAUAAUUAAAAACAAACAUAAUUAACAGCUACAAGUUUGGGGCAAAGCACAAUUUAUUUGCACCUUCACCUCAAUUUUGAGAUAACAACAACAAAAUGAAAAAACAAAAUAGCUUUUCAAUAAUGUAAGAACGGACAAAAUGCGAAAAUAAACAAGUGGCAGGCAAAUGAACACGAUUUUCAGCCUUCGAUAUUUAG
Messenger RNA from Ciona intestinalis (vase tunicate), 1080 nucleotides. The record is from RefSeq and is a predicted model, not a curated record. NCBI's taxonomy places the organism in Eukaryota, Metazoa, Chordata, Ascidiacea, Phlebobranchia, Cionidae.